AUGUUCAGCACCCUGGGGUUCAGCGAUUCCCAAAUCGGGAUAUUCAUGACUCUGACACUGUUGGGCGAUGUGUUUAUCUCCUUGCUGUUGACUCUGGUCGCCGAUAAGAUAGGGAGGAGACGCAUCCUCGUCGCUGGAGCGCUGCUUAUGCUAAUCAGCGGUGUCGUCUUCGCAAUUUCCAGCAGCUUCUCGAUACUUCUUCUUGCUGCCAUUGUCGGCGUCAUCAGUCCCAGCGGGAACGAGAUCGGUCCCUUCCGCUCUGUUGAAGAAAGCAUCCAGGCCCAGAUAACGCCUCCCCACCUCCGAGCAGAGAUAUUCGCCAUCAGCGGUAUAGUCGACGCCCUCUCCACCGCCUUGGGCCAAAUCUCGAUCGGCUUCUUCACGCGGUAUAUGAAGGGCAAGGGCUGGUCAGAAUUGGCGGGGUAUCGCGCGACCUUUUGGCUGUAUGCUGCGUGUGCGGCGGUCAAGUUGGGGCUUACGCUGUUGAUGAGCGAGGAAUGUGAGGUCGAGCCGGUUCGGGAAUAUAUGCCGGUUAGCACGGAUGAAGAUAUACCGUUGAGUGCGAAGAGCUCUCCUCAGACCGAACCACCGACACCUAUUGCUCUGGAGGACAACCCAAGAGGAGUGUGGUCGACGAUCGUUUCCUCAUUCCCCACAUUCUCCGAGGAGUCAAAGCCGAUCGUCCUCAAGCUAGCCUUGCUCCUUGGGCUAGGCAGCGGAGCCUCAGGACUAGUUCCUAUGUCCAUCAUCGUCUACUUCUUCUCUCAAACAUUCCAUCUCCCCACCAAUAUCCUCGGUCUCAUAUUCUUCACCACCUCCCUAGUCUCCGACAUCGCCCAGCUGCUCUCUGCCACAGUAGCCAAACGCCUCGGUCUAAUCAAAACGAUGUUUGUCACGCACCUUCCCUCCUCUCUCCUGCUCGCCCUCAUCCCCAUCCCGAACGUCUACCUUGCGUCUACAGUGCUGGUCAUCCGUUUCUGCACAGGGACGAUGGACGUCGCCCCUCGCACUGCGCUCAUCUCCCAGCUCGUACUAGGCGAAGAACGCACGAGCGUAAUGGGCAUCCUCAAUACCGUACGGACGCUUACGCAGGCUGUAGGCCCGUGGCUGUCGGGUUGGCUUAGUGAAGGAGGGAGGCUGUGGAUAAGCUUUGUGGUUGCGGCGGUGCUAAAGUCGUCGUAUGACUUUGGACUCCUGGCGAUGUUUUGGAAUGCCCGACCUAGAGAGGAGGUUGUAGUCCAGAACAAUGAUGAUAGACAUGAGCAGGACGAGGAGUCUAUUUAA
This is a messenger RNA of Dacryopinax primogenitus, 1284 nucleotides long. Its product is annotated as MFS general substrate transporter. Bases 1 to 1284 code for a protein of 427 amino acids. Gene Ontology annotation, molecular function: transmembrane transporter activity. NCBI's taxonomy places the organism in Eukaryota, Fungi, Basidiomycota, Dacrymycetes, Dacrymycetales, Dacrymycetaceae. Gene Ontology annotation, biological process: transmembrane transport. The transcript has 3 exons. Gene Ontology annotation, cellular component: fungal-type vacuole membrane. The record is from RefSeq and is a predicted model, not a curated record.